AUGGACACAACUUUCGUUAUUGACUCGUCUCUGUGUGAUAGUGAGAGCAAUUGGAAUCGCUUGUUGUACUUUGUGCAAACUUUGGUCAACUAUUUUAAUGUGUCACCGUCAGGAGGUCGUGUUGCGUUUGUUCCUUACGGUACUAAUGCUAGUGUAGUUCUUAAGUUUAACUCAUUAAGCGGAAUUAAUCUUAAUGGAGCAGAAGUCAAGAAACGACUUGAUGGCUUAAGAUGCCAGGGUGGUUUUAGACGAAUCGACAAAGCAUUGGAUCUUGUAGACAGGGAGGUGCUGACACCCGCUGGUGGACUGAGAGACAUUUCAAGGGUAAGUUGGAGAAGGAAGAAUAACCGCACAAAUUGACCAAUAACACGCUAGGCACCUGGUGGAUCAAAAGACUGACUUUGUGUUUUUCUAUUGUUUGUCUGCAGCCCGUAUUUGUGAUCACGACUGGAAAGCAAACAGCGGACCAGGGCGUAUACCUACCUCUGGAUAUAGCCUCCUCUCGCCUUCAGAGUAAAGGAGCGGCCGUGUUUGUGUUGGGUAUAGGAGAGGACGUGGACACCUCAGAACUGAACGAAAUUGCUUCUAGCCCUGACAACGUUUUUAGAGUGGAUUCUUUUGAGGACUUGGACGAAAGGGUACCAACGAUAAGAAGAGGAAUAUGC
Porites lobata is the source of this 665-nucleotide messenger RNA. NCBI's taxonomy places the organism in Eukaryota, Metazoa, Cnidaria, Anthozoa, Scleractinia, Poritidae. The record is from the annotation of a GenBank genome assembly.